AUGGGUCAGCCACUUUUUUUGUCUUCGGGCAAUCCUUGUCUAGAUUUCUUUUUCCAUGUAGUCCCAGACACACCCCAUGAAACUCUCCAUAAACUUUUGAAACUAUCUUGGGACCAUGAUUCUUUGACAACCUUAAAAUUGGUGGGAAAUUUGAGGGGUGUUAGAGGCACUGGCAAAUCAGAUAAAGAGAAUUUCUACGCAGCUGCACUUUGGAUGCAUCAAUACCAUCCCAAGACAUUGGCAUGCAAUAUAGGGACUUUCGCAGAGUUUGGAUACUUUAAGGAUCUUCUUGAGAUCCUUUAUAGGCUUCUUGAAGGGCCCGAGACUCGACGAAACAAGAAGAUGGAGUGGAUAGAGAAGAAAAGACAAAAGACUAGAGUGAGAAGACUUUAUUUUCUUAAGAAAAAGGAAGAGAAAGAAGAGGAUUUGGCCGAGGUGGAGAAGAAGAAGAUGUUGAGAGCUAAAGUGCCGAGAGAGGAAAGAAUCGAGGUGAAUAUGAAGAAAGUUAAAGGAGGAAAUGGAGAAAGCAAGAGAAUUGAGAAAAUUGAAAGUGUUCGACAUGGCAAAAAAGGCCUCCGAAAAGUACUGAAAUCUGAUAUUGAAUUCUUGAACUCUGGUGACAUUAAAAGUUUAAGUCUUGCAGCAAAAUGGUGUCCCACUAUUGAUUCAUCAUAUGAUAAGGCCACUUCGAUAUGCAAAAGCAUAGCUGAAAAAAUCUUUCCGCGUGAAUCUACCGCGGAAUCUGAAGGCCUCAGUGAAGAACAAUAUGUUUAUAAGGUGAAAAACAGGCUGAGAAAAGAAGUGCUUGUGCCAUUGCAUCAGGCUUUAAAAUUGCCUGAGGUGUUUAUGAGUGCAAAGCAAUGGGAACUUGUUCCUUACAAUCGGGUUGCAUCUGUUGCAAUGAGGAAUUACACUGAUAUUUUCUUACAUCGUGACAACAAAAGAUUCAGGGAAUAUCUUGAGAAUGUGAAGGUGGGGAAUGCGAAAAUUACAGCAGGAGCAUUGUUACCUCAUGAAAUAAUUGCCAAGUUGAAAGGUAGUAGUGGAGCAGCCAUAGUUGCUGAUCUUCAAUGGAAAAGAAUGGUUGAUGACUUGUUAAAAAAUGGGAAAUUAACAAAUUGCCUUGCAAUUUGUGAUGUUUCGGGCAGUAUGUUUGGGACACCAAUGGACGUGGCAGUUGCGCUUGGACUACUAGUUUCUGAACUUUGCGAAGAACCCUGGAAAGGCCAUGUGAUCACCUUUAGUGCAUAUCCAGAGCUUCACUUGAUUAGAGGGGGCAAUCUUAGGUCGAAAACAGAGUUCAUUAGAGAAAUGGAUGCUGGUAUGAAUACUGAUUUUCAAAGAGUAUUUGACAAGAUUUUGGAGUUGGCAGUUAGCGAAAACUUGCCUGAAGAGAAGAUGAUUAAGAGGGUUUUUGUAUUUAGUGAUAUGGAGUUCGACAUAGCCUCUGUGAGUCCAUGGGAGACGGAUUAUAUGGUGAUACAGAGAAAAUUCCAGGAAAAAGGAUACAAAAACGUGCCUGAGAUAGUAUUUUGGAACCUUAGGAACUCAUCUGCUACUCCUGUGACAGCUACACAGAAUGGGGUGGCUCUUGUUAGUGGAUUUUCCAAGAAUCUGUUAAAACUUUUCUUGGAGGAAGGUGGGAAUAUUAAACCUGAAGAUGUAAGGAAUUUGUCUGGUGAAGAUGUGAAGGCAGAAUCAUCAAAUCCAGAAGCUGUAAUGGAAGCUGCUAUAUCUGGUGAAUUGUAUCAGAAACUUGUUGUUCAUGAUUGA
This is a messenger RNA of Fraxinus pennsylvanica, 1773 nucleotides long. Lineage: Eukaryota; Viridiplantae; Streptophyta; Magnoliopsida; Lamiales; Oleaceae. The record is from the annotation of a GenBank genome assembly.